Messenger RNA from Habropoda laboriosa, 678 nucleotides. Its product is annotated as proline-rich protein 11-like. The record is from RefSeq and is a predicted model, not a curated record. Lineage: Eukaryota; Metazoa; Arthropoda; Insecta; Hymenoptera; Apidae.
AUGACAUGGCUGUAUCAAACACUGGAGGAUAGUCGAUCCAAAUUCCCGAAGAAUACACCGCAUCCACCACCCCGCAGUGCCAUCGAUCUUCAUGUUCUCCACGCUGUGGAGGGGCAUCCUCCACCACCACCUCCAUUUCCAUCGUUACAGUCGCCAGCGCAGCCGAUUGUGCCGACCACUCCGAAUAGCAGAAGCAUCAGGAUGCCCUCGAGAAAGUGCUCGACACCACUGCUUAAUAGGCCGGCUAUAACCGUCGAGGAUUUGCUGAAGGUGCCCCUAAAAUAAGCACUGCAAAACGUUAAGGAGAACAGGAGGAACACCAUACCGGAGCCAAGAGGCCCCGCGGUCACCCUGGACACUCGCAGCGUGAAACUGAAGUCUGCCAGGCGCAGAACUAACACCUAAACGAUCAAAUCGCGCACUGCACCGAACCUUAGCCUCUCGCCGAUUAUAACGGGCGCAGAGAACUUGUUGAUACGAAUCCUGAAACAGGUGGAUGCUCACAAACGCGUGUCCCGCCGUCUCUUGUCCUCGAGCACGUCGAAUUUUCGCGAGAGAUCAGCUGCAAAACGCGGACGAUAGAUAGGAGCUCGCAAUCCGCGAUUGUGUGAGUGUUUUGCAACGUGUACUGUUUUUAGUGGAAUUCAGUUAUCAUGUUUGUAAUUUAUCGAUCGAUAU